Messenger RNA from Malania oleifera, 2790 nucleotides. RefSeq names its product ABC transporter F family member 5-like. Lineage: Eukaryota; Viridiplantae; Streptophyta; Magnoliopsida; Santalales; Ximeniaceae. The record is from RefSeq and is a predicted model, not a curated record. The transcript has 9 exons. The coding region runs from base 318 to 2462 and encodes 714 amino acids. Gene Ontology annotation, molecular function: ATP hydrolysis activity; ATP binding.
AGCCUAAACUCUUUUUCUUAAUUGUCAAGAAUGUUUUGAUUUUUUGUGUUUAAUUUCUUUCCAAAAAAGAUAAAGGUUAAUUUUUAUUUUAUUUUUUACAUAUUUUCAUUUAAAAAAAUUCAAUAAAAAACAAAUUUUGUUAAAGCCGCUCGCAAGCAUAUCCAUGAUUUCUUAGGUGGGCAGAGAAGCUGAUCCUCCGGUCGUCGCUGCAGCUCUGCGGAGUCUUGAGAGACUCCUUGCGCGUUCGGAAUUUCAAUCACACCACCCCAUUCUCCACCACUUUCUCGUCAUUUCUCACUAUUUUCUGCUCAUUAACCAUGGAUUUGGCGGCUAAACUUCAUCGUCUCGAUCUCCAGUCGACGUUCCUCACGGGCUCAGCUCUUCUCGACGCCCGAAAAUCGGCACUCCGGCCACGUUUCCGGUCAAUUUCAACUUCCAUAGCCUCCCACUCCCUCUCGGGUAAUGUCGGUUCAGUCAGAAAUACCACUUUUUUCAAUCGUAGAAGUAAAAACCCUUUGUAUAAAUUAUCGGCGGUGGCUGUUAAAACAUCGGUGGCCGAAACUAAUGUUGAAGAAGAUAUAGAAUCGUUGUUUUCAGACAAUUCCGUGAGUGAACUUGAGCGCAAACGUGUGAAUAAGCAGUCGAGUAGUGGCGCUUCUAGUAUAUUGUCGGGUGUUCGGUUAGAGAAUAUAAGUAAAAGCUUUAAGGGUGUGACACUGUUGAGGGAUGUGAGUUGGGAAGUGAAGAAAGGCCAAAAGGUGGGGUUGGUGGGCGUAAAUGGUGCAGGGAAGACAACCCAAUUGAGAAUUAUUACAGGGCAGGAAGAACCUGAUUCAGGAAAUGUGGUCAAGGCCAAACCCAAUAUGAAAAUUGCGUUUUUGAGUCAAGAAUUUGAGGUUUCCUUUAGUAAGACAGUGAAGGAGGAGCUUAUGAGUGCGUUUAAGGAGGAGAUGGAGAUAGCUUCGAGGUUGGAGAAAGUGCAGAAGGCAAUAGAGAAUUCAGUGGAGGAUUUGGACUUGAUGGGAAGGCUUUUGGAUGAGUUUGAUUUGCUUCAGAGGCGAGCACAAGCCGUCGACUUGGAUGAAGUGGAUUAUAAGAUUAAUAAGUUGAUGCCUGAACUUGGUUUUGCACGGGAGGAUUCAGAUAGGUUGGUGGAAUCUUUUAGCAGUGGCUGGCAGAUGAGGAUGUCACUUGGGAAGAUUUUACUUCAGGAUCCAGAUUUAUUACUUUUGGAUGAGCCGACUAAUCAUCUUGAUCUUGACACCAUUGAGUGGCUUGAAGGUUAUCUUAGCAAGCAAGAUGUGCCAAUGGUCAUCAUAUCUCAUGACAGGGCUUUCCUUGAUCAGUUGUGUACAAAAAUUGUGGAAACUGAUAUGGGUGUAUCCAGGACGUAUGAGGGAAAUUAUUCUAAUUAUGUCAUUGCUAAGGCUACAUGGAUUGAAACUCAGUAUGCAGCAUGGGAAAAGCAACAGAAGGAAAUUGAGCAGACAAGAGACUUGAUAAACAGGUUAAGUUCUGGGACGAAUGCCGGCCGUGCAUCAACUGCUGAAAAGAAGCUGGAAAAACUUCAAGUAGAGGGCCCAGUUGAAAAGCCAUUUCAUAGAAAACAAAUGAAGAUCAGGUUCCCUGAGCGUGGAAGAAGUGGAAGGUCUGUUGUAACUAUCAAGAAUCUGGAAUUUGGCUAUGAGGAUAAUGUACUAUUUAACAAGGCAAAUCUUACAAUUGAAAGGGGAGAGAAAAUUGCCAUUAUUGGCCCAAAUGGGUGUGGAAAGAGUACUCUUCUUAAACUCAUCAUGGGUUUAGUGAAGCCAAGAGGAGGUGAAGUGCUGCUUGGGGAGCAUAAUAUCCUGCCUAACUAUUUUGAGCAGAAUCAGGCUGAGGCACUUGAUUUGGACAAAACAGUGGUUCAGACAGUUGAAGAGGUUGCUGAAGACUGGAGAAUGGACGAAAUAAAAGGACUUCUUGGUCGUUGUAAUUUUAAAUCUGACACGCUUGAUAGAAAGGUUUCCGUUUUGAGUGGUGGUGAGAAGGCGCGUCUUGCUUUUUGCAAGUUUAUGGUGAAACCAUCAACCUUGCUAGUCUUGGAUGAACCAACCAAUCACCUGGAUAUACCUUCAAAAGAGAUGCUUGAGGAGGCAAUAACGGCAUAUGAGGGUACCGUGAUCACUGUUUCUCAUGAUCGAUACUUCAUAAAGCAAAUAGUUAAUAGAGUAGUGGAGGUUAAAGAUUGCAAUUUACAAGACUAUGCUGGUGAUUACAAUUAUUAUCUAGAGAAGAACCUUGAUGCAAGGCGGAGGGAGCUACAACGUGAGGCUGAGCUUCAGGCGACCAGUCCUAAAGUGAAAGCCAAAUCCAAGAUGUCAAAGGCUGAGAAGGAAGCUCGUAAGAAACAGAAAGUGCAGGCAUUUCAGCAAGCAAAAGCAAGAUCGAAGGGGCUGAAAAAUGCUAAAAGAUGGAAGUGAGCCACGCUGUCUUGAUAAUUUCAUUGAAGAUCCUCCAUGGUCAACAAAUUUCACUCUGUAGAAAGCUCAUGAAGUGCCCAGCCUGAGCAGAGCACUCAUGUCCAUGUGUAAUGUAUAUUAUUAACACUUUUAUAUAGCAAGGGUGUUUAAAUCUAAAUGCUGAAAUGAUUAGCGGAUGACAGAGUUUUGUACUGUAGAGACCAAGAUUGUGGGUCUGAGAAUGGGAGUUUUAGGGAUAUUUACUGGCGCCAAAAUCCCUCCUAUAAAUCCUCCUUUGUAAAUAUACCCUUUCCCUUGCCUACAAUUAUAUAAUCUUGCAAUUUAUGCA